AUGUACAUUCCAAAAAAGUAUUUGCAAGAAGAUUGGGGACAAGUGGAAUACUUGAUUAAAAACUAUCCUUUAGGAACAAUUGUUACCAAUGAUGAAAACGGAACAAUUAUAGCUAACCACAUUCCCUUUGUAUUGAAAGAAGAUCCUGAAUCGGGAAAGAAAUACUUAAUUGCCCAUAUCUCAAAGACAAAUCAUCAAGUUCCCACUUUAGCUGAUUCCGAUAAUGUCUUGGUUAUUUUUCAAUCGGCCGAUUCCUAUAUAACUCCAAAUUACUACCCAGGAAAGCCAGAGACACACAAGUAUGUGCCAACAUGGGAUUUUGCUUGUGCUCAUAUUUACGGUAAUUCUAAAAUAAUUGAUGAUUUUGAUUUCGUAAGAAGUCAAAUCACCUGUUUGACUGAUCAGCAAGAAGCUGGGAAGAUAGAUAGCUGGAAGGUUUCUGAUGCUCCAGAAGGGUAUUUGAAAGUAAAGCAAAAAGCCAUUACGGGUCUUCAAAUCGAAAUAAAGUCCACUCAGUGCAAGUACAAGUUUGAGCAAGAUAUGAAAAAUAGAGAUAUUCAAGGAGUUGUUGAUGGCUUACAAGAAGAUGGAAAAAACCAAGUGUCUCAGUUGGUUAAGGAGUCAAAUCUUACAGAAUUAGCAAAAUAG
Candida dubliniensis CD36 is the source of this 648-nucleotide messenger RNA. RefSeq lists its product as uncharacterized. Bases 1 to 648 code for a protein of 215 amino acids. The record is from RefSeq and is a predicted model, not a curated record. NCBI's taxonomy places the organism in Eukaryota, Fungi, Ascomycota, Pichiomycetes, Serinales, Debaryomycetaceae. The transcript has a single exon.